Messenger RNA from Epinephelus moara (kelp grouper), 2762 nucleotides. RefSeq names its product telomere zinc finger-associated protein-like. Gene Ontology annotation, biological process: negative regulation of transcription by RNA polymerase II; regulation of cytokine production; regulation of immune system process. The transcript has 11 exons. Gene Ontology annotation, molecular function: RNA polymerase II cis-regulatory region sequence-specific DNA binding; protein binding; DNA-binding transcription factor activity. The record is from RefSeq and is a predicted model, not a curated record. The coding region runs from base 16 to 2394 and encodes 792 amino acids. NCBI's taxonomy places the organism in Eukaryota, Metazoa, Chordata, Actinopteri, Perciformes, Serranidae.
UGUUGAUGUUUAAUAAUGGACAACAAACACUUUUCCCGGAGUUACCUCGACGUCACUUCCUCUUCCCUUUGCAAUUUUUUAGGGGCCUACAAGAAACGAAAACAAGCCUACAGUGAGAGCAGAGGGAUGUCUGCAGCAGAGAGCAGCCAUGCACAGCGUGUCCUGUCUUCCCUGAACCAGCAGAGGGCAGCAGGCAGGUUUUGUGAUGCAGUGCUGAAUGUGGGAGGCGGGGUGGUCUACCUGGCCCAUCGCAACAUCCUUGCCUGUUUCAGUGAACUGUUCCAACAGUCCAACAUGCCCACUGCAUCGUGCAUGGAGUUCUGCCUGCAGGAGGGCCCAAACGACGGCCUGGAGCUGCUCCUGAACUUCAUCUACACUGGAGACUUGGAGUUGGAUCCUGACAACCUGGAUAAGGUGCAGCAUGCAGCAGCCACCCUGUGUGUACCAGAAGUGCUUGCACUCUGUCAGCAGUUCAAGGAAACCUCUGUGAAUCCUGUGAAUCAUGUGGAUCCUGUGGAUCCCGCGCCCAACAAGCGUAAAAAAGGCAGACCUCAAAAGUCCACACCAGUGACAACCCGUCACUGUUCAGUCAAAGAAGAGAACGUGUUUACAGCCAUAAGAGAUGAGUCUGACUUUGAUCAUGCCUCAGCCAAUUUUAGCAUGGUAGCCACCACCACCCGCUCUGGUCGAGUAGUGAAGGGCCCCAGGCGACUGGUGACUGAUCAGAGCCUCACUGCUGAUUUUACAGCUCCUGGAAAACCAAGCAGGAAGACUCCACUUCUUCCCACAGAGACAGAGAGGGGUGAUCUUUGUCUGGAGAGCCGAAACCAAUAUCAGCCAACUGGUGAAACUGAGGUAACUGACUCGCAGACUGACACAAACGACUAUGGUGUUUGGCAGAUAAAAGAGGAGGAAGAAGAAGAAGAAUAUGAUGAUGUGGGGGAUGUGGAAGGGAUCACUGAAAACACAGAUGAGGAGUAUGUGCCCGUUCACAAACCGAGUUCCUCAGCCACGUCAACGGCACGCAAAGCCAGAAGUGAAACGGACAAAAACGAGAAUGAUGAGGCUGUGGAGAAAGACUCUAAAAAGGGCUCUGCGCAGUGUCCCAUCUGUGACAAGACCUUCAAGAGCAAAUAUAACCUCAAAGUCCACAACAGGCAGCAUACAGGAGAGCGUCCCUUUGGCUGCCUUAAAUGUGGAAAGAGGUACUUCAGGAAGAAGAAUCUUGUAGCACAUGAGGUCAGAGGCUGUGCUAAAGUCCAGACGUACACCUGCUUGAUAUGCCCCUCCACAUUUAACGACAAAAAAAAGCUGCAUCUGCACGUCGUCGUCUCCCACACAGGAGAAAUGCCCCACAGGUGUUCAACAUGUCAUGAACAGUUUAUGCAGAAGGAAAAAUUAAGAAUACACAUGACGAAGGUCCAUGGUUAUCCAAAACCACACACAUGCCCGCAGUGCCCCAAAACCUUCUUAACUCAGGGGGAGCUGCGCCUGCACAAAGCAGCCAAACAUGGAGGGGAAAGGCGGUUUGCAUGUGAGGAGUGUGACCAUCGAGCGACUACCCGGGGCAGCCUGCAGAUGCAUAUCAAAGCUAUUCACAGAAAUGAGCGCCCUUUUGUAUGCCACAUAUGUGGCUAUGCGUCCUCCCUGAAGAACAACCUAAAGCUGCAUAUGCGUAUACACACCGAUGACCGGCCGUACCAGUGUCAUCUCUGUGGCAAAACCUUCAGGACACAAGGUGUACUCGAUAGUCACCACCGGACACACACUGGUGAGCGUCCGUUUAGCUGUGAUGUUUGCGAGCAGCGAUUCACGGAGAAGAGUGCCCUCGUCCGCCACAAGGCCAGCAAGCACGGGGAGGGCCGACCGCACUGUUGUCACAUAUGUGACAAAACCUUCAAAGCGAGGGAGCAACUAAGCGUGCACCUGCGUCGCCAUAAGGGCAUGAGGAAGUUUGCGUGCAUGGACUGCGGCUACAAGUUCACUCGACAGUCACACCUGCGACGACACAUUCAGAUCCACAAACGCACUGAGAACUACAACCCCAGGCAGAGAAAACUACGUAACGUGAUAGUGCAGGAGGUGAACAGAUGCCUUGUUGUGGACGAAGCUACUAAUGAAGUGGAAGAUUUGCUGAUCUCAGAGGAGACAGACUACGUCCCAGAGACGGCUGAUGACCAGGAAACCCCAAACCCAGAAACAGGCCUCACUUCUAGUUGCAUAGUGAGGGUGGUGGUUGGGUCGAGUGACACUGUGAUGGAGGAGGUGGUGUCAAACCAGAACCUGGAACAUGUCGAGGCCGUGGAGAGUUUCUCUGUGCCAGAAGUCUUGCAGCAAACACAGCUGGUCACUGAGGCGUACGAGUCCACGAUGGAUUAUGAAGGAAAUGGUUGAGAAUAUAUCAGAGAGUAAGACCUGAGGACUGAACGACCACAGACUGUGUGCCGCACACUCAGAGUUAAACUUCCUGUGAGGAAAACGAAAAGCAUUAAAUUUGCUGUGAGGACAUUUGGCCUGACAGAUCCAAAGAUGAAACUGAAACAAAGUCAGAGACUGUUGAGUUUUUGGACAUUUAAGUGAAGUUAUCAGUAAAUAAAUUGCACACUGCAUGAAUGUCACUUUUUUUGUUAACUUGUUUCAAUAACUUCUUUUUUUUUUUACUGCAGCUCGACUGUGGAAAUUAAGUAAUAAAUGAUCCUUACCGAUGUUCAGUUUUGUUACUGAAGGUAUUAAAGGAGUAGUUUGACAUGUUGAGAGAUGCA